GCCCGGCCCCGGCCUCCAAGCGAAGGCGCCGCUGCCGCCUGGGCCUCUCCCAGGGCCAUGAGGAGGCGGCGGCAGCCACUGCGGCCCGCGUCAAGCAGCUACUGUUUGGAAAGAGACGUGCUGGGAUGGUGUUUCCUGUUGGCCUGGGAUUAUGAAGCCCAACGUGUAUUCCUGGACUUCUCCAGACGGGUUAUGUCACCAACAGAGACUGCCCUGAAGCUCCCUGUGGCCCGAAGACUAUGUACAACAGGAAUGGUCUGAUGGCUAGCGUGUUGGUCACCUCUGCCACUCCACAGGGCAGCAGCAGCUCAGACUCUCUGGAGGGCCAGAGCUGUGACUAUGCCAGCAAGAGCUACGACGCCGUUGUGUUCGAUGUCUUGAAAGUGACUCCCGAGGAGUUUGCUAGCCAGAUCACACUGAUGGACAUACCGGUAUUCAAAGCCAUCCAGCCGGAGGAACUAGCCAGCUGUGGAUGGAGUAAGAAGGAGAAACAUAGUCUCGCUCCCAACGUCGUGGCCUUUACCCGGAGGUUUAACCAGGUCAGUUUUUGGGUUGUACGAGAAAUUCUAACAGCACAGACUUUAAAAAUAAGGGCAGAAAUCCUGAGCCAUUUUGUGAAAAUAGCCAAGAAACUUCUAGAACUCAACAACCUGCAUUCUCUGAUGUCUGUGGUGUCAGCAUUACAAAGUGCACCCAUCUUCAGGCUGACAAAAACCUGGGCUCUUUUGAAUCGAAAAGACAAGACCACCUUUGAGAAAUUGGACUACCUGAUGUCUAAAGAAGAUAAUUACAAGCGGACUCGGGAAUAUAUCCGAAGCCUGAAGAUGGUUCCCAGUAUUCCCUAUCUAGGGAUCUAUCUGCUGGAUUUAAUCUACAUCGAUUCUGCAUAUCCUGCCUCAGGCAGCAUCAUGGAAAAUGAACAAAGAUCCAAUCAGAUGAACAAUAUUCUCCGAAUAAUUGCUGAUUUACAAGUUUCUUGCAGCUAUGAUCACCUCACAACCCUGCCCCAUGUGCAGAAGUACCUGAAGUCCGUACGCUACAUCGAAGAGCUCCAGAAAUUUGUGGAAGACGACAACUACAAACUGUCGCUCAGAAUCGAACCUGGAAGCAGCUCUCCAAGACUAGUCUCUUCCAAGGAAGAUCUUGCAGGCCCCUCCACCGGCUCCAGUUCUGCGAGGUUCAGCCGGCGGCCCACCUGUCCUGACGCGUCUGUUGCUGGCAGCCUCCCCACACCCCCGGUCCCAAGACACAGGAAGAGUCACAGCCUGGGCAACAAUAUGAUGUGUCAGUUGAGUGUAGUUGAGAGUAAAAGUGCGACAUUCCCAUCGGAGAAAGUGAGGCACCUGCUGGACGACAGUGUCCUAGAGUCCCGCAGCCCCCGCAGGGGCCUCGCCCUCACCUCCUCCUCUGCCGUCACCAAUGGACUCUCCCUAGGCAGUAGUGAGAGCUCAGAGUUUAGUGAAGAGAUGUCUUCAGGGCUGGAAAGCAGGGGGCGCCUCUAUGCCACGCUGGGGCCCAACUGGCGGGUUCCAGUUCGGAAUUCUCCCAGGACCCGGAGCUGCGUCUACAGCCCCACUGGCCCAUGCAUCUGUACGCUGGGGAACUCAGCAGCAGUGCCCACCAUGGAGGGGCCUCUGAGAAGGAAGACUCUGCUCAAGGAAGGACGGAAGCCCGCGCUGUCCUCGUGGACCAGGUACUGGGUCAUACUCUCAGGAUCCACCCUCCUGUACUACGGAGCCAAGUCCUUGCGGGGCACAGACCGAAAACAUUAUAAAUCCACACCGGGGAAAAAGGUCUCCAUCGUGGGCUGGAUGGUGCAGCUGCCUGACGACCCCGAGCAUCCGGAUAUCUUCCAGCUGAAUAACCCCGACAAAGGCAAUGUUUACAAGUUCCAGACUGGCUCCCGGUUUCAUGCAAUACUGUGGCACAAGCAUUUGGAUGACGCAUGUAAAAGCAACAGGCCUCAGGUAAAGUCACCAAAACACUGCUUGUCACCUGAAAUCCCUCUCCUUUCCUGAGGACUAAGGGUCCGUACAAAACAGGGCUCCCCCCUCCCUCAGAGCCUGUCAGCUAGGCUCAGGCCUCCUUGUUUGAUCAGCCUUUUCCCAUGAGACAGGGCACCCCCUGCUCAGCUUAGAACUUCAGACCAGAACCCUGAGUCUGGUCCCUGUGUCUUUCCCAUUAAAAGAGACGCCAUAGAAACAUCCAACGAGGACAGUUAGGUGGCAGGUGCGAUAUUGCCCCAAGGGUAAGGCUAUAGCAUCUAUUUGGAUCAUCCCCCCAAAAGUUGAUUCAUGGGAAUACUCCAAACUGACUAAAGGGUCCCCCUGCCCCCCAACCCUGAGCAAUAAUAAUAAUGGCUAAUUUAUUGAGAGCCCACCAUGGCUGCUGAUGAGUGGGGCUCUUGGCCUCUCAGCAUGUUUGAGUCAGCAGGACCUCUGGUCUGCUGGGCCUGGCUCGCGGCUCGGCCCUGUCCCCACCACGCCCACCCCGUCCAGGACCAGGCAUUAUGUGAAAUGCUUUACACACAGGAAUUGCCUGACUCAUCCCAAUAUCCCUGUGAUGAAGGUUCUCUUACUGUCUCUAUUUUACACUGAGGACACUGAGGCUCAGAAAGUGGCAGACGCUUGUUUAAGGUCCCACCGUUAGUGAGAUCUGAUGCAGGUCUGCCUGAUCCCGAAGUCUGUACCUGCUCUCCCUCCCCGCACGUCCCGGGGAGCCCCAGCUUGCUCAGCCUCCUGCAGUUGAGCUAAAGGCCUGGCAGCACAGCCUCGGCUGUCCAGGCUGGUGAGAGGAAUGACUGCCCGGCCCUCAGCACCAGACAGGGGCAGCAUUUGGGCUGCUGGUGCCAGGAUUGGUGCUCCUGUCCUGAAGCCUCCUGUCUCUGUUCCCCAGGGAUCAGCCAGACGAGGGAGCUGGGGAGCUGGGUCCCUCUCCUCGGUCUGGGGCGUGAACACCAGGCCUUGGCAUAGGUGGGGGUGGCUCCGAGGAGGAAGGGUGGGUAGCAGCUGGCAGGCAGCAGCUCCAAGGUCUGCGGGGACCUCAGCAAAGGCAAGUUCACACCAGGCAUUUGGGUCCAUGUUUCUGUGCUCUGUUUGGUCCUAUUCAGGAUUUUCAUCUGUAACGUAGAUGAGGACAUAUAUGACAAGCUGAUCAAAUUAUAGAUAACAAGAAGCUAGGAAGUAGAAUUAGCAGAAAGUCUUCAACAAACUAAAACAGUAGGACAAGACUGAUACGGGGAUAAACUUGAGGCACCACAGGGAAGCUCAAAAUAAAUUGCAUUUGAGUCCCUCACCUCACCUCUCCGCCUGCUAAGAAUUCAUCUGAGAGCUGUGCUCACAUGUGCACACAAGGGUGUGUGGUUAGCAAUGUUCAUUGCAGCAUUGUCCUUGAUAGAAAAAAAAAACCUGGAAACCUCGGUGACCCUUAGCAAGUCCCUAUCGUGCAACACCUGAGAGCAAUGAGAAAGACUGAGGCAGAUCUGUGUGUGGUCACCUAGGAGGAGCUCCAAGAUAUAAGUAAAAAGGCAGAGUGUGAAAACAUGUCUAAAUACGAUCUCAUUUGUAUUAAAGUACAUAUGCAUAUUUGUUAUAUGUGUUUGUGCAUAUGAAAUUUCUAAAAUGAUGUAUGAGAACCUAUAAUCCUGUGGUUUCUAGAGUGCUUACAUAUAUUUUUCAUAUUAAACAAAUGUAAUUGCCCUUCACGAUGGGAAGACCGGGGGAUUUGGUCAACAGUCACCCUAAGGUGAUGCAAAGUGAACACGGUAUUGAGGCUUGAAAAAGGCUGGUGCUGCCUCAGUCACAUUAAGAGAGGAAGAGCGUCCUGACCUUCUCUGAACUGGUCCCACCGUGCGUGUGUGGAGCCCCUCAUUAGCCACUCGCAGAGCACAGAGCACUGGGGCUCACCUGCCACACACAGGUGGCCCCAUGACCUGUGAGCAGGAGGCUGGGGUGGCUCCAGGUCUGACGGGGACUGACAGCCCUGAGGUGGGCCGCCAGGAUAGCGGAGGAGAGGAGAGAAAGGGGGCCUUGGUGUCUGCCCCUUGGCACUGUGGUGGCCCCAGCUGGGAGUGGCGAUGGUUGCCCCGAGCAAGAGCCUGUUGUCCCUCUCUGGGGCAGCAGCCCGAGGGUGGCAGCAGCCCCACGGCAGGUAGCCGGGAACUGGGUCAAACUCAUUUGGCAGAGCAGGUGUUUGGUCGGAAGGACGAAUGGAUGGGAUUUCAGGUAUGGCAAGUGUGGUGUGCCAUGGCAAGGUUGGGCAACUUGUAAGUGUGUGUCCAAUUUUUAGACCUAGGGGAGGGGGAUCUUUUAUUUCUUCUACUUUUUUCCCCUUUUAUCUUUAAUUUAAUUUCAACCACAUACUCCCACUCUGUGCUGUAUAUAAUCAUAAAAAGUUGGCAACAACCAAAUAUUCCACAGCAGAGGGUUAUUUCAAUAAAGCACAGUUCGUCCAUGCAAUGGUGUGCCAGGAGGGCGCAAUGAAGGGUUUUAUGGAAGUGCAUCUGCUCUCCUGGGAAACCUCAGUGGCUAAUUAGUUUCCUUUUUUGUGGAACUGCAUCUCUUAAAAUUGUUUGUACUAACACUGAAUACACUUAAACCUUAUUUAUAACAUAUGUGUAAGGUGUAAACCACAGCAAUAAAACAAACACCCGGUGCCCACCGCCCAGCCUAACGGCAGGACCACCCAGGGCCUCGGAACUGCUCCCUGCCCCAGGGCCUCUUCCCAAUUCCGUCCUUCUCCAUCCCUUCCUUAAUGUAUUGUCUGGGGUACAUUUUUUAAAACUUUUUUUUUUAUAAAUAGAACCAUAACUGUACAUUUUCUUCUGUGACUUGCUUUUUUCCUACAGCGUGUUCCUAAGAUUCAUCUGUGUCAGUGUGUGUAGCUGUCAUUCAUUUAUUUGUACUGAUUUUUUUUAUCACUUCUUCUGUCAGUCAUUCCAAAAAUGAUUUCCUGCUUUUUGCUAUCUUGAACAAUGCUGCUGUGACCAUUCUUAUAACUGUCUCCUGGUGCAAGGGGAUGCAUUUUUUUCCAGUUCAUCACUUUGACCAAAUUGAUACCAAUUUGGAUUUGUUUUUGAUGAAAUUGCUUCUCAUCAAAUCUCCUGGAACCCCACGGCAGUGCUGGGGGAGGAGGCCUGGGGCUGGGGGCAUGUUAGCAGCUUGUGGGGGGGAGGGGAAGACCCUGAACUUGAGCUAGUGGUGCCCCCAGUAGAGGAAACUGGGAUCUUGUCCUGGGGACACAGCUUUGGGAAGGUCUCAGGGUUCCCAAUAUCUGCAAACUUCCUCCUUCUCCUUGUGCUUCCACUUGCCAAUUCCUGCCUGCCCUAACCACCCACCCCUCUCCCGCUGGUUUUCCUUCUGGAGGCAUAUGCCCAUUCCUGCAGGAUUUGUCUCCUCUCCACUCCAAGUGCAGUUUUAUUUUGAUCCAAGGAUAGCGGUUGAGGGCAUGGGCUCUGGUGUCUUAGCCCUGCCACUUACUUGCUGUGUACUUCUCCUCUCUAAGCCUCAGUUUCCUCAUCUUUAUAAUGGGAAUCCUUCCAGUACCUUCCUCAUGGGGUUGUUUUGACGCUUUGAAGUCACAGUGCAUAUGGAGUAUUCAGAGCAGUGUCUGGCGCACAGCGGUCACUUAACAAAUGAUGGUUGUUAUUAUUGCUGUGUCCUCUCCCCACCUGACCUGCUCAUUCACAGACCAACUGGGCACGGCCUGGUCCCUUCCCUUAGGGACCAGCCCUUGCCCCUUUCUGAGAGGUUGGAACUUUGACAAGAGGCUGAGCUUUCUC
This is a messenger RNA of Diceros bicornis minor, 5779 nucleotides long. It is a transcript of the gene RALGPS1, whose product is annotated as Ral GEF with PH domain and SH3 binding motif 1. Gene Ontology annotation, molecular function: guanyl-nucleotide exchange factor activity. Bases 240 to 2018 code for a protein of 592 amino acids. NCBI's taxonomy places the organism in Eukaryota, Metazoa, Chordata, Mammalia, Perissodactyla, Rhinocerotidae. Gene Ontology annotation, cellular component: plasma membrane. The record is from RefSeq and is a predicted model, not a curated record. The transcript is spliced from 20 exons. Gene Ontology annotation, biological process: Ras protein signal transduction; positive regulation of GTPase activity.